AUGAAUGUCUGUUCAGUCCAUCAAUCUGUGGUCCAUACUCCAACUGCACAAAUGAAAUAGGAAGCCACAAUUGCUCAUGUUUGUCUGGAUUCACUGCAGCAAACUCAAAUCUCACCAUCAGCAACAACAACACAUGCAGAGAUGUGGAUGAAUGUGUUGAGAUGUCAAAUGUUUGUGGUCCAAACUCAAUCUGCAACAACACUAUUGGCAGUUACAAUUGCUCAUGCAUGAGUGGAUAUAAUGUAACUGAUCCAAACCUUCCUAUAAACAGCAAUAACACAUGCACAGAUAUAAAUGAAUGUUUGUUCAGUGCAUCAAUCUGUGGUCCAAAUUCCAACUGCCAAAAUGAAAUAGGAAGUUACAAUUGCUCAUGUGUGGGUGGAUUCACUAAAACAAACUCAAAUCUCACCAUAAGUAUCAAUAACACAUGUGGAGACAUAAAUGAAUGUCUGAUCAUUCCAUCAAUCUGUGGUCCAAAUUCCAACUGCACUAAUGAAAUAGGAAGUUACAAUUGCUCAUGUUUGUCUGGAUUCACUGCAACAAACUCAAAUCUCACCAUCAGCAUCAACAACACAUGCAGAGAUAUAGAGGAAUGUGUAGAGAUGUCAGAAAUCUGUGGUCCAAACUCAAUCUGCAACAACACUAUUGGGAGUUACAAUUGCUCAUGCAUGAGUGGAUAUAAUGUAACUGAUCCAAACCUCCCUAUAAACAGCAAUAACACAUGCACAGGUAUGAUUGACUGA
Molecule: messenger RNA, 743 nt
Organism: Danio aesculapii
Lineage: Eukaryota; Metazoa; Chordata; Actinopteri; Cypriniformes; Danionidae
Product: adhesion G protein-coupled receptor E1-like
Exons: 5
Coding region: 162-743 (193 amino acids)
Molecular function (GO): calcium ion binding
Source: RefSeq, a predicted model, not a curated record